UUUUCCAACCUGAUUUUUAAAAACUAUUUACAGGGGAUGGAGAGAUGUUCAGCAGUUAAGAGCUCUUGCCGAGAACCCGGGUUCAAGUCAUAGCACACACAUGCUGCCUUACCAUCAUCUGUUACCAGGGGAUCCAAGGAAGUCCUCUUCUGGUCUCCAAGGGCACUGGACACACAUGAUGCACACCUCUGUACAGGCCAGUCCUCGACCCGCGGCCACGGAACAGGCUCCGGGCUCAUUCCCCUCGCCCAGACUGGGCCGACCUUGCCUCCUGCCCCUCAGGCUCGCCGGGCCGUUCUUCUUCGCAGUUGCAGUUCCCGCCUCGCUGCGGGGCCGCCCGCUGAGCCGACGGAGGAGGGGCCCGUCCGUCGGGCUGGUUCCAGCCUUUUCUGGCGCCGAACUCCCGGACCCGCCUCUCCUCCCCGCCUCCCAAUCCCCCCCCACCCCGCUCCGCGCUCCAGUUGCCAGGGAGCGGUUGCCAUAGAGCUGAGCAGU
Messenger RNA from Peromyscus leucopus (white-footed mouse), 495 nucleotides. Its product is annotated as specifically androgen-regulated gene protein-like. The transcript is spliced from 2 exons. Bases 101 to 484 code for a protein of 127 amino acids. Lineage: Eukaryota; Metazoa; Chordata; Mammalia; Rodentia; Cricetidae. The record is from RefSeq and is a predicted model, not a curated record.